GCACAUCGUGGGUCAGCUUUUGUGACGUUAAUUACAUGCGCCUCCAGUUCGACUAACAACAAACCAUUUGCCAAACGUGUACUUUACGCUUUAGUUUUUAUUACUCUGUUAGUGUUAGUUUAAAAUCUAUAGAUAUGUCCGGAAAGGCUAAAGACAUCCUAAAGAUGGACCUGUAUGGUUUACUCGACAUUGAUAGCACCGCCACAACAACAGAGGUGAGUGAAUUGUCUGACGUUAGCUUCAAGCUAAACCAUUACUUCUCAAUAAAACGCAUACACAAAGCACAUUUUGUUAAUUAAAGGCUAGAAUUAGGAUUUAUUCUUUAAAGGAAGGCUGGCUGAGUUUGAUAGAGAUACUUAAUUGGGUUGUUUUUGCAAAUAGGGCUACUUUUGUGUGUGUUUGGAAGCUAACUAUCAUAAAUUUCGCCUGCACGCUGUGUUUUUGCGUGGAUGUGUGACACAUUAUUGAAAAACAUCUUAAGUGAAGCUGUUAAAAAAAUUCUAGAUGGAUGAAACAAAAUCUGAUAAUUUUUUGCAUUAAUGAUGGCCAGGCAUGGAGAUGCACUUCUGUCAUAUGUCCACACGGUGAUGAUGUUGCACUACUCUGUGUGGGUCUCAAAGUUUUACUGAAACGGCUGCAGACAGUGUGAGUGUUUGUUCUAGUGUCUGAAAAGGAAAUGAAUCUGCCAUUUCUGUCCAGAUAAUCGAUCAAUCAUGAAAGUCACAGUUUUAAAAAUGAUAACAUUUUAUAAGUUUUGUUUGGUCCUAGACAAAAAAAAGAGAGGAAAUCAUCACGUCAACUCAGUUUAACUCACCAUUUCAAAUAAACACAAGAUCAAGACACCUUCCUCCCACACACUGAUAAUGUCCCCUUGUCUGAAUAUGUAUGCCCCACUAAUAAAGCACAAAGCAUACCACACUCCCAAAAGCACCUGUAUGGUGGUAAUGUGACUGUAUAAACAGUCAUUUUACCAUCUACCCUACCAUUUGGUCCCCAAUGGCUCUGACACCCUGACUGUGAAGCUGAAUGGGCCUUAAAUGCCAGCACAUCAACAAGGUUAUCAAGGAGACACUUGUCAUUGUUAUUUCUUUAAGUAAGGCUCACAACACCAGAGAGCCGAGGAAGGCUCUGGGGUCUUAACCCUCCUCCUGUGUUAGGGUCAGCACCGACUUGUUUUUGAUUUCAAAUGCUUAAAAGAACCACUUCAAUUAGCUUUUUUGCAUCAAGACUUUUUGACUUUGUCAGGAACCUCUAUUUCAACGAAAUAAAAAUAAAAAAUAGAAAAUUGACCAAAUUAUAAAAUGCUCAUAUUAAGAUUAUGGCACUUGUCGUGUUAGGGUCACUGUUGACCCGGUUAGAUCAAUAUCUAAUAAUUAGAGCAAAAACCAAAAUCAUAAAUGCACUGUCAGGCACCACACUGACAGUCAGAUCCUCUCCCAAUCAUGUGAGAUUUAGGAAAUUUUACCAAGUUUUUUCCUGCACACACACACACACACACACACACACACACACACACACACACACACACACACACACACACACACAAAAUUUCAGGCAUGUCCAGACAUGUGAGAUCAAUUCAGUAGAUGUCUGUGUGAGGGGUAUACUGACAAAAAAAGGCCCAGAGGCCCACUACAAAAAAUAUUACAAACAAUAUUUUCAUGGAUAAUGAAGCCUAUCAAGAUAUCCUAGAGAUGAGAACGAAAUUGGAUGAUAAAGAAUUGUUUUUAGUGUAAUUUACAGCUAAUUUAAGACACGGGUCAAAACCGACCCUUAACAUGGUGUUGAGAUAAAAGAGGGUAGGAAACUAUAACUCACCCCUGCCUGAAUACAUUAAGGCACAAAGUUUAACAAAGAUGAUAAUGGAAGAGCUAGAAAUGUGCGUGAGAGUAAGACAGUUCUUUAAAUGCAUUAAUAUCAAUUGACAAAUUAUUUUAUGCCCAGUUUAAGCCAGAGAGUAUGACUAUGGGAUAAAUUUCUUGAUUUGAUUCUGCCAACUCAGUGUGAUCUUAAAUUAGAUCGAUGCAAAUACAACUGAUUGCUUACUGUGAGGAGUUGUAAUGUCUACCACAUGCUAAAGAUAGUCUACCAGCUAAUCGUUGAAUUUAUCUUUAUCCCUUUCCGUGUUGUUAAAUAAAUGAAAGACAUUCUGUGCUUUCAUGAAUUUCCAAAUCAGCUCUGGGAAAGUUGCCCUUACUCUCUUCUUCUUUUCCCAGCCAUAAGCACUUAAACAUGAUGUCCUGCGUCCAACCUUUCCCUGUGACCACCUCUCAGGAAAAAAAAGUUUAAAAAUUUCCAGCAUCUAGACUCCACAGGCCUGAUGAUGGGGAAUAGAGUUGUAGCCAAAAUGAGGGAAGAAGUUAAUUUCUUAAUUGGAUUUCAAAGUCCUGUCCUCCCCAGACGAUUAUCCUGGAGGAAGUUAGCGGUUGUGGCUUUGGUGGAAUCAAGAGCCCAUGAUGCAGACGGCUGGUUCUGUGAGGUCUGCUGAUGGUCGAAAUGAUAGCGAGGGUUUGCGUGUGAGUGUGUGGAUAGUGCACUGAGUCUGGAGAAUCUAAAAGUCAAUCAAGUGUGCGUUAGAUAGGCUACUUAUCCCAAUUGUACCGACCACUACUCCUCCACCACUAUCAGACAUGUUGUUUAUCACAUAGAAAAGGAGAGAGAGCGGCUCAUCCCAGACCAUGUUUAUGUGGGCUUAGCUUCGGCUUGUAAAACAUAGCUUUGACGCAGGAGGAUUUGCAUUCUGCAUCUCCUUCUGGUCCCGUUUAGCAACUCAUCGUUUUAUCACUGUUUUUGACCAUUUUUGGAGCUUGGCUGGCUGACAGGUUCUUGAAAUACUGACAUGUUGGAGUCUAUGAUUUCGUGACUGAAUUCAAGCUAAAGGCAAACCUCAGUUUAAAAAGAUGUGCGCAUUGAUAUCAGCAGGACUUGGGCAAUAAUUACGUCAUUUUUUUUUACCUACCACAGGUUUGUUAGUGAAGUACACAACAGCCCAGACCACACAAAUGUUCUUGUGGUUUAUUCAGCUAAUUAGAUUUACGUGCAUCUAAUGUGUAGCAGUGUAUUUCCUCCCACACAGAACAGCCAAGCACAGGUGAUUCCAUUACACUAUAACAAUAAAUUUUAAACUCAAAGCUCAUCACUUUAAAUGUGGUUAAAACCUGAUGAAGACAUUGUUUAACCAGCUUGGAAACUUUCAUUUGGUAGAAUUAAUUAAAAUGAUGACACUGAUGAUCAUAUCAUCCCAUUGCCGCCCUGCUGAAAGUAAUAUUAGGACUGUUUAGAAUAGAAUAGAAUAGAAUAUUCCUUUAUUGAUCCCCCAUGGGGGAAAUUUUUUUGUCACAGCAGCAUCACAGACAAGACAAAAAGUGCAAAAAUGCAGUUAUAACAAUAAGGGUCCUAAUAUUAAGAACUUAAAUAAAUGUAAUAAUUAAGAAAAAAAUUAGAAAAGGGAGAAGAAAAAAUAAAGCUUUCUACAAUAUACACACAAAAUCGAAAUUUAAUCGAAAUAAUUGGGCAAAAUGAGCUGUGGUUACAUUUAGGAGCACACACACUCACAUAAAAAGUCAGCUCAAGUGUCUCGCCGCGUCCCUUCCUCAUACUUUCAACUACUUCUUUCUUGUAGAUUCAUGUCCUCUCUGCGUCUGUCCUUCUGUCCAUCUGUCUCUGUCGUGCCUGUGAUUAUUUUCCUCUUGCUGAUAAUGCCCCGUAAAUAGCAGAGCAUUGUAAUUAAGGAGGAUGGGCCCAUGGCAGAUCAGGCAGCUAAUCAGCUACACAGGGCAAGGGGCCCAUCGGGGCUGUGCUGCGUUUACACCAGGACCAGUUUUGUCAACUAUAAUUGGCACCAAAGACUGCGGUAAUGAAGACAAGAUGUGAGCAUGCAGUUAAAUCUGUGGCAGGCUGGGAUCAGGGAGGCACACAGUCUGUUUUUACCAGGCACUAACCAUUGGGCUACUGUUGGCCUGCUGCUGCAAGAUGGGGGUUUUUCCUUGAUUUCAUGGAGUGUGGAGAGAUUUCUGCUGUUCAUUUUGUCUCAUGUACAAGACAAGGAAAAGAGGCAAGUUUUCUUUUAGAUGAAUCUGAAGUGCAAAUGAUAAAAAGUAUUCAUCUGGCCCAAGAAUAAUACAGCAAUUGGUUUUGGCUCGGGAGUUCUUAUAAUUGAUACAAGAGCCGACCCUAAAAGCUCUUGGUGAACUGAAAAAAGUUCACUGCACAGUAAUUGACUGAAUUAGUCCUGUAAGGAGAUGCCACUCGAUCUGAGAGCUCUCAUCCACACAUGUGCUAACCUUUUUAAAAGUUGGCCUGCUGUGACUUCGAGUUUGUGAGACCAAAGGGCUUCAGGGUCUUCCAGCAUCAAUUAAGGCUUGCGUGUUAGGGCAUUGAUGGGAGUAAUCAUGUAUUAUUUAACAGAACAGCACUGGAGGCGCAGGAGAGACAAGAUAUCGUGAAGAAGGAUGCAAGUGGAAGUUAAAAGGAAAAGAAAGAGGAGGAGGAGGAGGAAGAGAUGGAGGAGGAAAAAAAACGAGAGAGAAAGUUGGAUAAUGAAAUGAACUGCAGAGAAUUUAGUGUGCUUACUUUGUCUCUCACUUAACUUAGUGAAAAAAUGAUGAUGACGUGCAACAUGCUUGCUCCACCAGAGGACAGGUUGUACUCAUCCAUCAGCCGAACGGGCUCGAGACAUUUUUGUCCUAACAUUGUCAAACAUCUGCUGUGUUUCCAUACAGAUGUGGAGACGUGUUUAUCUUGUCAGCAGACUAAAUGAUGAAAACAUGAAGAGAAGGAUAAGUGUGAACUGAGGACAGCCUGAGCUCUUAAAGGACCAUUAGAAGAGUUUCUUUAUAUUUGAUCAAAACUGAAGUAUGGUUGUAUUUUGUUUUAUUUAUUUUUUUAUCAGAGCUAGGCAAGGCGAGUUUAUUUGUAUCACACCGUUCAUACACAAGGCAAUUUAAAGUGCUUUACAGAUACAAGGAAAUGCAUUAAAGAUUAAAAAAGAGAGAUUAAAACAAUUUAAAAUCAGUAAAAUAUUCAAAUACAAUUUAAAGUUAUUAAAAUAGUUGAAAUCGACAGCUCAAAGAUAAAUAAACAUGAACAGUUGUCAUAGCUCACCACUGUCAAAAUUUAAAGACAGCUUGAUUUCAACCUUUUCUCCAGUGCUGUCAUGUGACAUUUUAGCAUCCAGAUGUCCUAAAAUUUACCUUUCUUUACAGUUCAUGACCCCCGUGCUUUAAAAAAAAAAAAAAAAACUGUUGGCCCGCCGCUGCUGCAUUAUGGUGGCCUGUGCUCAGAUGAAUAUAAAGAUUCCCUGAACUUGAUCUUGAGUCGAUACUCCCUUUGCUUGUACCUCACCAGAAGCCUCUGACAAGAAUUUGACAAAUUUAGGAUAGCAAAAAGAGGGAAGAGAAAAGGGAAAAACAGACAGAGGGAAGGUUAAAAAUGGGAAGAAGGCUUAGGCCAACAGCAAGCAUAUGUGCUUGGCGGCAGUCCACCGCCCUGUGUGUCAGUCUCGAUCUGUAGGAAGACUCAGUGCGCCAAGCAGCCAGACUAAAUAUCUCUUAAUGAAGUCUAGUCUCCCGAAGCCUGCUCAUUGAACCACCCUCUCAUUUACUAUUGAAGCUAUAAUGAGAAAAAAAUCUGACAUCAACCAAGAGAUAGCAGGAAGGACUUGUGACAGUUAGUAGCUGUCUGAGCCAUGAUAAUCUCCAGAGGACUCAUGGUGGUUUCUUUCAUAUAAUUAUGUGGAGGCCUAGUUCUUCUAACCCGGACAAUGGGCACUCAGCCCGAUCUGUCUAACUUGACUGUUACGGACACUUAUUGGAGCUGCUGUUCAAAAAUACUUGGACACUGAUGGAUUACACCCCUUCGCUGAGUUCCCUCAGAGUUGUGUUUUGUUUUUCUCCCCCCGUAAAGUCAGCUUUGUAUGUUUUGGCGUGCUUUAUUAAGAUAAAAUUGUGCAAAACAACACACAGGGAAAUGUGAAUGCCAGAGGACAAGGCGUCCAAUGCAAACGUUUCCCAGACAUGAAGAAAGGAGCUCCCAAUUUCUGUGGCCCAUAGCAUACUGGCGGGGGGAUUGAUUUGUGUUGGGGGGGGGUAUGUGGAAACAUGCAGCACAUUGGCACGGCUGAUUAAGGCUGGUGAGAAAGAGUAUGUCGGUAUGUGUGUUUUCGUCUCAGCCUGGAUGUAUGGGGGAUUUAUGUGCCAAAUUCUUAGCAUGCAAUGCAUAUAUAUGAGCGUGUGUGUGAAGCAGACAGUUCCAGCGCUGCACUCUACAGCCCCCUCUGGUCUCCACGGAAAGUUUUUUUCUCUGCUUUUCUCUAGAGGAGCACAGAUCUAAUGAAAACCACCUUGUCAUUAACUGGUCCCUUGAAGGACCAAUGAAUGGCUAACAUUCCAGGCAGUGACCUGGAGUUAAAAAAUCAGCUAUAACUAAAACCUCAUCUGACAUUACAAUUCUCUGAAGUAUUGUUUGGUUUCUCCACUUCAGUUCUCUAACCUCCCCUCAACAAAAAAAAAAAAAGCUCUGGCUACCAGCCUAAAAUAUUAAUGGCAGCCUUCUCAGAUUUGUUACAGACAAUGGCACUCUGUUUGUGUAUGUUAUUGUAACUUUUUUUAUUUUUAUUAGUUUGAAUAAAGAUAGACUUAAACUGGGCUGCGACUCAGGCCACAUUUAUCUUGCAAACUGGCAGCGGGCCCAGCGAGAAGGGUUUUGAAUUCUUGCGUGGGUAAUUCUCUGCACGGUGUGGUUAGAUUCCAUUAACAACAUGUCAAAAGAACACAAAGCAGAGGAUCAGCUCAGGUGUUGAUUUCAUCCAAACGCUUCAAUUCCUGAUUCUUAUUUAAAUGCACACCACAUUUCAGACCCACUGCUUUCAUGUCAGACUGUUACCAUUAGUGCCAUUAUCUCAAUGAGACCAUCAUUUGUUACUCAGACUUUGGCUUUCUGGGCCAAGGACGGUGGAUUAAAGAUGGUCAGCAGCACUGAGAGUAAGAAUUUAACCUUCACAUGGACAGAAUCUUCCUGAAGAUGAUCGGGUGUCUGUUUGUCCCACUCAACAUUUUCCAUGUUUCCAACUCAAGGGGUUUUUCUGUUUUCCAUUUCCUAGAUCAAGAAAGCGUAUCGAAAGAAAGCCUUGACAUGCCACCCUGACAAGAAUCCAGACAACCCACAAGCAGGUGAGUGAGCCACUUGGUAAGUCUGUAUACAUGUUUCUUUGUCUUCACUAUCCAUUCUUUGUCUCAGACCUCUGGUAGUCACAAAGGUCCAAGAUUUUAUUAUUUGCUAAUUUAAUUCCUGCAUUGUUUACAUAAGAAUUGGGAUAUGUCCUCUGAUCCAGCAGCCGCUGAGCUGCAGAUCAGGAGUGAAUGCUCUGGUGUAGCUGUAGUGACAGGCCGGCCUGUCAACUCUGUAUGAAGCCUAACCAGUGCUUCACUCUCCCGCUGGCUCUCAAGCCAGGCCGCACCAGCCAAACAUAACCAGCACCACCAGAGUUUCCACACUCCUCGGUUUUACGAGUCCUUCCGCGGCUUGUCGCCAACCACCAUGUCAAUAAUUAGACCAGGAAAUCUUAAUGUAGCAUUUCGUCAGGAGAGAGGGGGGAAAAAAGGCACCUUGGACAAAAGACUGGAUCAUGAGGCAUGUUUUUGAGUGAGGUUUCUGCGGUUUCUGGAGGGUUCAGACAAUUCCUGAUUAUGUCAGGGGGGGAAAAAAACUGGGAAAUUGGUGGGGUUUGAGGGGUUGAGAGGGAUAACACAAAAGCAGGGGGUCGGUUUCCCAGAAAUGGAAACCAAGUGGUUUGGAGGGCCUCAACACUUGAACCCGCACAUGGACAGACUUGGUCUCUAUCGCACGAGAGCGGAGCAAGUCUUAGGACUCCCUGCCCCUCGGGGGGAGCUUGUUCGCAUGAAAGAGGUGACUUGCGGGUCAUGAUUCCUUCACAGACUGAAGACGCUGCUGUUCCUUCUCUGCCCCCCAUGUUGUGACACUCUGAGCUGCCCAGUGGGUAUGCCAGGUCCCCCCUCAGUUGGAUUUCAUUCCAGCCCAUUAUAUGCUUGUAGGUAACCUGAGUGUCUCUGCUGGCAGCAUGAUCUCCAGAGCCUCCUGUUAGUGAGCACUGCCAGUCCCCACAGGGAGUAACAGUAUCGCGCUGUUUGGCCUCCCAUAAGUGAAUGAUUAAGCCUGGCUAGUUUAGUGUAGUAGUGUGAUAGUUGUGUGAUGCGGUUCAGGAUUGCAGUCUCCCUGUGUACAUUUUUUGUGUGAUGCAUAGCAGCGGUGAUAGAAGCAGUAGUCCCUGGAGGUGCUCUAAAUGUGAGACUCCAAGGGUUUGUGGAGAAUGCACGAUUCUCAGCGGACACACAGAUUUGGUGAGACUUUCAGCACCUUUUUUAAAGAAUAAAUUGUCACAGCCUCAUCGCCAAACCGGAUCUUCGAGAAAUCUUGCAGACCAAUUAAACAAAGCCUCUUUUGACUUUAGUUCCCAGCAAAUGUCCUGUUUUCUUUCCAACUUCACUCUUUCUACUAAAUCUUCUGCAUCAGGUGUCAAAUUGGCAGUUCAGUGUGUUAUCCAGUCUAUUUUUGAAACUGUAGCUGUUUUUGGAAAGUCACUCUGUUUCCCAAAGCUACAAUACAAACACAUGAAAUGAAGUGUCCAGCAGCAGAGUUUUCUGCCUUCUUCUCACUGUUUCUUGUCUCUUUUUUUUCUAGUGGAGCUCUUCCACCAAUUGUCUCAGGCUUUGGAGGUGUUAACUGAUGCUGCUGCCAAGGUAAAAACCACUAAUGCCAGCAGACAUUUCAUAAAUGAACUAAGUCAUAAGUACACAUAUAACCUGACAAAGGCAAUUCAUCCUGGUGUCUAAUGCUGUUGACCAGGCUGCCUAUGAUAAGAUCUGUGCUGCCAAGAAACAAGCAGAAGAAAGAAACCGAAAACUAGACGACAAGAGGAAGAAAAUUAAGCUUGGUAAGACUCUACUCAUGAAUUUCUCUUAUGUUUGUUCAAAUGCUUAAUAUUUGUACUUGUCUGAAUAUGUUUCUGGCUUUAAUAUUCACAGUUUUAAAAGAGUAUACACAAAAGAUACAGCACUUUAGAGUUGUUUAUGUUUACACUGUUAUCAACUUACCAACUUGUUUGUGGAUGAUUUUGGCGUGUGAGGUAUAGCCCAUAUCGCCCAUCCCUAACAUGAAAGUAGACAUACCUCUGACUCCUCACUAUUGACUGUGCGUGAGUGUUGAUGUGUGGGAUUUCACCCUGCCUCGACAGACUUGGAAGCCAGGGAACGACUAGCAGAAAGCCAAACCCAGGAGGAGGUGCAAACACGCACACUUGAGGAAGAGGUAAGACAAUUCAAAGAAACCAUUUGAGACAUUUUCAAAGCACCCAACUCUGCCAGGACAAGAUCUAGAAGAUGAGCAUAAACAUCUUUCCGCACUGUGGGCCUCAAUUUUGUGUUUAAGUGAAUCCUGGAAACGGCGGAGCACAUGCAGGUGUUCUUAUCCUGUUUUUUGUCAAGUUCCCCCUCCUGAUUGAAUCCUCCAAAGACUUGGGUCAGGAACAAAGGCUGUAUCUGAGAGAGGCUUUUUUUCACUGCCCUAUCAUAAUUAUCAGUAAAUCCGUUAGGUGAUAUUGCAUGACUUUACGCACUUUGUUCAGAAAGCCAGCGCUAAAUAAAAAUGGUGUGCGUGCUUCCUCUGUGAGUCAUGACAUGUGCUCAGUGUACUUAAUACAUGUAGAUUCCUGGCCCGGUGCCACAAAAUGGGAGAGGGGGAAAACCAGAAGAUGGCACUGUUCCAUUUUUUCUCAUCUUAAGGUUUAAUUGCCUUAACUGAUUAUAUAAGGUGGUGUGUAUAAUCUCUUGGAAAUGCUUCAUCACAGAAAGGUUGUCGAAGAGUGAGAGUCAAGGAGAGCCACAUGAGGGCUGAAUGACAUCAGUGUUUACAAAGAAAGGACAGAUGCAUCACUUUCUGACACUCAAAGCCACUUGUUGCCACCAGAUUGUCCGUUUAAGAGAGGAGGGCUCCAGACAGCUGGAGGAGGAACAGAGACUCAUCAGGGAGCAGAUCCAGAGGGAAAGAGAAGCACAACAGCAGCAGCAAACAGGAGGCUACACUCCGGCAAGUAUGUCUGCUUCCAGUCCAGCUUCAUCAACACAGUUCAGCGAAAGCCCUGUUCUGCUGGGAUGAAUCAGUCAAAUCCAAUAUGAGUUCUUUUUACUAUCCUGAAAGCCUGACUGAACCCCUGUGUUUCCCCACCAUUAUGCUGUCAGGCCAACCACAGCGACCCCCACUCCCCCAGUGGUUCACCAGAUAUUAUUCACAUAACAGUAACUGAAUGCAUAUUUGAAAUUUCGCUGUGCUUCUAAACAUUAAGAUCUAUUUUAGUUUCGAGGCAGGAAGGCCACUUGGCAAGGUUACAUAGGAAUACCAAACAUCAUGCACAAAAACUUUUAACCUUUUCAUAAUAUUUCAUAUAUAAAGGCUCAUUUUGGUGACAUAAAAAAUAAGAGUCUUUUUAAAGGAUACUAUGGAAGUGUGGGUAUGUAAGACAAGCACUGAUUCUUGGCCCUGGAGUAGACCUCUUUUGUGGCUGCAUAGUCAGCGUGUCCACAGCCCACUUCUGGAUCAGCACUUUGUCUUUCCUCUCUCAAGGGGCACUCUGCAGAUAAUCAGGCUAUAGUCGGAGCCAUACAUUCACCGUGUGACAGCCAACUUUAAAUUGCCGUCUAUUUGCAUGAGUCCCAUGAUGGCUGUUAUGUGCUAUGUCAUUGAACUCCACGAAACUAUUGUUUCUUUGUUUCUCCUCUGCGCCGCCUCGUCUCUCCCUCAUGUUUUUGUUUCUUCUCAGGCUCAAGAGUGGAGGGAUCGAGCAAUGUGACCCCCAAACUGAAGGUGAGUCUUACAGAUAUGAGUUUAAUCAGGGGAUGAGAUUUAAGAGGAUGGGGCUGGAAUGAGUAUCGCAUUUGUGGGAUAACACAGGAAGAGGAACUGCUCCAUUUGAGUGAAAGUGCAGACAGAGUCUCAUCAGGGAUUUUGAUCCGACUUUAAACAUUCCUAAUUCAUUAUUUGGAGACCACAUACGCUGUCUGACCACUGAGAGAACAGGCUGUUCUAACGCCCAUUCCUCAGGAGAAGGCGAAGCAUUGUCAGGAGAGCCGCAACUACGACAAGAGAAGGAAGGCUUAUUAUAUUUCCUGCUGAAGGCGGCCAAGCCUGUGCAUAUUGACAGACACUGGGGAUGUUAGCUAAUGUGUUUGGACAUUAAGUCUCAUUUCAAAAUUUGAUCCCCAUGUAAUGUAGAGAAGUGUAUGUAACAGUUGGUUAUCCACUUCUAAAAAACUGACAGCAACACAGCUUAUCCAAGAAGAUCUAUCUCGUAGGCUUCAAGUCUUCUCUCUGAGUGAAUAUUUCUAUCUUGUGCAUCCCUUGAAAUAAUUAGGUUUUGCUUCACUUGCAUAAUUUUUAUCUGUUUCGUUAUUUAAACCAGGAGCAAGACCUCAUAGCAAUGUGUCAGGGCUGUUUUCUUGAACCAUUGACAUGACAUUAUUCCAAAAAACAUCUUGUUUUAAGAUGAAUGGGUAGGAACAUUAUCAGUAGGUACUGGAGACAGGCUCUUGGCAGGAGAAAGCACAAUUUCAACAGUAAUUUUUGGUAAAAGAGGCAAUGAAGACAUGAAAAUUCCCAGAAAUCCCUCUUUGACAGUGAGCAGAACGCUGGAGCUGAAUCAACUCUUGGUGCGCGUCAUGUAACUACCACUCAACGGGCAGAAUUACACAAUAUCUCCUGUGAGGAGGAAGAGUGCUAACAACUUGUGGAAGCUGUUUUAGUUAUCUCUAGUUUUAAAGCAAGGAUUUUCACAUGACAAAAUGAUAAGUGUCAAAACUGAAGUAAAGAUGGGGAAAAGCGACCAAAUAAGUCAACCACAGUUCAGACAAAGGCCCAAGACAUCCCUGAGGAAGGACUGUUCGUCUGCUCGUUGCAUUAGACGCUGUCCUCUUUGAAUCAUGUGGUCAUUUCAGUUGCUGAUGCUUUGAUUUAUUCUGUACAGCUCUACCCAAAGAGGUGAAUCACAGUGAAUUUAUCAGUCCAGGACUCAGUGUGUUAAUUUUUCUUUUUUUUUUACUGUCUGGACCCUCGUUAUAAAUGGAAAUUGACUGCAGGUCUCACAGGUGGUGCCAGGGUGAUGUUCACAUCGCUCAACUAUGUUUUCCUCUUGCAGUAUCAUCAGGGCCAAGCCUGCGUGGCACGCUUCAUCUUCCCGUCAGCUGAUUUCAAUCAAUUGUGCUCUAAUGAUUAGACAUCAACACGCACAUCUUUACUUCUUUAAAGUCUUCGUGCUUCUUUUUUUUUUAUUACAGCUAAAGUGGAAGUGUAAAAAAGACGAUGAGACGAAUGGAGGCUACUCACAAGACGUGCUUUUCAGACUUCUCCAAAAGGUACGCGCUUGGUUCCUCAAAGUUACACGACCACUUCUUAUACAGAAACGCAUAACCUGGAUGUUUGUGGGGUUGUUUUAUAAGGUACAGAAUUCCAGUAAUGUAGCAUUUUAUGAUAGGUUAUAUAGGGAUAAAUUCUCUGUGACUGCUGUUAUAACAAUGCUCUAAAUAUAGUUUUCAUUAUCAGGGUAUAACAAGGCAGUGUUGUAAACUUGAGGCUGCUUCACAGGACUUUUGGAUUAAGAGGAAUUUUCAUCAAUUUGAUAAAUAACAGUUACAAUGGGUGGUUUUUUAAUUCACUGCAUUAACCCAAAACAGACAUUUUUAAUAGGCAUAUUUUUUCUUCACAACUUUUAAAUUAUUUUCAGAAAAUUGAAACAACAGGGGUUUAAAUCUGUUCUGCGUUGGCAGGAAUUUUAGAAAUAAUCUGAUCUUUUUACUCUCACUGUCCCAAAGCAGAGCUUCACGGUAACAAACCGGCAAGCAGAGUCCGACCAUAUUUAAGGUCUGCAUGACAUCAGCGCAGUAGAUUGUUUUAUUCUCCUCCUUAAACAAGGCCCAUUAAGUUUUGUUGCAGUGAAAGUGCUGAGGGCAAUGUUGUAGUGCCCUUUUUUAAAGCCAUGCACGCCAUUAUUUGUGCCCCUCUUACCAGGUGAUUAAGCAGUGCCAAGGGAGGCAUUAGGAAAUGUGCUCUUCUCAUGCAAUCCAGAACCACCUUAUGCAAUGAUGCGUCAGAAGGGCUGUUUUUUAGGGGCAUAGGUUGGCCCUGAAAUGAGGGAAUGGGGUGAGAGUCACUGACGUCAAGCUGUUCGGAAAAGGCGUUUGAGUUCUCUCCUCGGCAUGAACUUAGUCAAUAUGGUCCCUGGCAGGAGGGCUGUGUCAAAACAAACACUGUGUUGUUCCUUUUUGAAAUUCUUCAGUUGAGGGGAACAUAUUUCAGGAAAAAAAUGUUGUUUGAGAUGGCAAGGUCCAAUGAGUGACGGUUAAUGGUUUGGGCAAGAAGAAAUAUCCUGCGAGUGUGGGAAAGCUAGCAGAGUCUGUGUCUCUGUACACGUACGUGUGCGGCUCUGUGUAUUUUGGCCGCUUUAGAAAAUACAUCUUUGUUAUAGAGCGAAAAAAACAUGUUAAUAAAUUUAUAUUUUAUGAAAUCGAGGCCUUUUGAGAGUCUCUUUUGUCACUGUUGGCUUGCUCCAUGGUGUCCUUAGUAAGCAUUAGUGUUCCAGGACUUUCCAGUUCCCAGAAAGCUACUUUUUCACAAGAUAAGGUCCUCAAAGGAAUUAAAAAAAGAACUAGGGCCCCGGUGGGGCACUGGCGGGCCGCCCCCAGCGCGACCGCCUACCCCUCCCGAUCGCGUCACACUCAAGGUCCAAAGAUGGUGUGCGCACUUGUCUGUGGUCAUUUACCAUAAUAAUGAAUGGGAGGCGCAGUUUCUACCAAAAAUCUCGCUGCAGACAAACUCCAUGUCCUUUUUGAAAAAAUUCUGGACCAUGAGUGAGGGCACAAACACAGCUAGUAUAUAUCCAAAUGGCAAGUUGCUCCUCCUUUCGGUUUUGCCGAGAGAGCGAUGCGUUUGAGCCAUUGAGCGAUGGGCAGGAAAAACUUGACUUUUUCUCCUGCCAUGGGGGGGCGCUCUUUUGGGGAGAAAAAAUUCCUUCACAAAUGUGUUGAUGACUGAACAUUGCAUCAUCCUAGAAAACUUGGAGGCCAGUGAGGACAAAAAAUGCGAAAUAGCCCUUUAACCGUACAUUUUACAGAUACGCGCACAUUGACUUUUUCGUAGAUCUUAUUGAGAUACACGUGAUUGUCAAAUUUUGUGUCAAUAUGACAAAGCGUACAGGCGUGACACUCAACAAUGUGUAUUUUCGCCUUAGGGGACAAGAAAAAAUGGACUUUUUUCUCCUGCCAUGGGGGGGCGCUCUUUUGGCGAGUAAAAAUUCCUUCACAAAUGUGUUAAUUGCUGGACAUUGCAUCAUCCUAGAGAACUUGGAGGCCAGUGAGGACAAAAAUAAAAAGUUAUAAGACUUUUAAGACUGUGGAUUUUUUUUAAGACUGCGCCUCCCAUUAAUUAGAAUGGUAAAUGACCACAGACAAGUGCGCACACCAUCUUUGGACCUUGAGUGUGACGCGAUCGGGAGGGGUAGGCGGUCGCGCUGGGGGCGGCGCGACACGGCUCGGGCCCGCCAGUGCCCCACCGGGGCCCUAGUAUUUCUUAGUGUUUGAAAAGGCUUGUGUAGGAGUUAAAUGGGCCCAUUUCUACCUUUCUAGGUGGUUACUACUUAAUUCAAGGUGGCGCAUAAAAUUAAGAACACCUUUAGAGUGCUGAAAAUGUGCUUUUGGUUACACUGAGGGAGGAAAAUAUAUAAUCCACAGGUGAAAAAAAAGGUGAAAAAGCACUCUCUUUUAUCAAGAGUGAGAUGUUUGGUUAUUUAAAAUACAUGCAUUUUGAUUUCUUUUCAAUAUUUUAAAAUGAUUUGUAUUGCAGUGACAUUUCAUUUCUAUGUGCAGCCUUGCAUAUAUUUAGCAUAAACCAGAUUGAGACUUGAGAAGUUGAAGUUUAAAGGAAGGCAGCUGGGAGCGUAAUCUUAUUAUCUGUUUAUAAAGAUAAUUAAUAUCCCACCCACUGUCAAAUGACAGCCAAUGAGAGACGGGAUUGUAUUAAAGCUGUCACUUGGCCUCUUUUGAAAGCUAGACCUCGACUUGGACUAGAACUGAAACCAUAGAGUUGUUUGCUGGAGGAUAUCUGCACACUUGCCCGAGCAGGUAUCUGUUCAGAGAAAAUAUUAAUGCAAUCGUGCAAUUUGGAUUGAAUCUUGUGUUUGCAUUUUGGACACAUUGACCUUUUAAAAGGAAAACAAUAUUGCUUAAACAUGCUAAAAUGUUUGAAAGUGUUCAAAGCAACCAUGGUGUAAUGCUCAAAGAAGUUUAUUUUUUGGGGUUAGAGGUCCAAGCCUGGUGUUAGGAGGACUCUCCUGAAUCGGCAAACUCAGUCUCCAUGGCAUGUAGCAGGUUGUCUCGAGGGAUAAUGAAUCUGUCCCUGUUGACCCCGGACACCACGCAGCAGCUGACAGCACUGCGGGAAAUCUCCAUGUCGGCAGCCUCAGUCCAAGUAUUGUUUUUGGCGUCGUAGUAUUCGACGUUAAAUGAGGUGGUGAAGCCGUUGAAGCCGUUGAAGCCCCCAACAACAAAGAGGUAAUCAUCGAGCACUUCAAUUCCAAAGUUGCUGCGAGGGUUUUGCAUGGAGGGUAUGUCAUUCCAGGUGUUGGUAUGGGGGUUGUAAGCCUCUGCACUGCGCAGACGGGCAUGGCCAUCAAAGCCACCAACCUAAAGCAGUAAAGUUGGAGAAUCAGUGAAACUGGACUGAACCCGAUUUCCCCACAUUUCACAAUUAUAUCCCAGAGUUUCUAAAUCUGAAGAAAAACAACGGUAACACUUUACAAUAACCAUAACUUAUAAAUGGUAAAUAGACCAUUUAUAUAGUGAGCAGAUAGUUUAUUAAUGUUUUAUCAUCAUUUAUAAAUAGCAUAUAGACCAUUAAUAAAUUGUAAAUUUUACAUUUUUUAAAUCCUAACCCUAACCCUAACCCUGACUUUACAAUAACCAUCUAAGUAAUGUUUAUAGGUGGUUUAAAAACCACUUAUUCAUCAUUUACAAAGUAUUACAAACAUCAGUUGCAACUUUACAAUAACCGUCUAAGUCAUAUUUAUAUUUGUUUUAUAAACAAAAUAUUUACCAUUUACAAAGUGCUACUGACACACAUUUUAAUCUAGAUGUUAUACAACCAAUAUUUAAACCCUAUGUAAACCUUAAAUAAAUAGUCUAUCAAUAAGUAAUGAAAAUUCUUAAUCAUAAUUUCAUUGCUUAUUAAUGAUAAAGUAACUAUAUAACUUACAUUAAUAAACUAUCUAUUUGCCAUUUAUAAUUGGUCUAUAUGCUGUUUCUAAAUGAUGAUAAAACAUUAAUAGACUAUCUAGUUACCAUUUAUAAAUUAUGGUUAUUGUAAAGUGUUACCAAAAUAACUAUUUAGAACUUAUAAAUGACAAAGCAGAUGGGAAAACCUAUGUCAGUUUGUUGAUUUUAACAUCUAGUUUGUUUUAUUGUUUUUGGAACAAACUAUCAGUGACUGAAUGGACUUACAGCAUAGAUGUAGCCUGAGUAUGCCACGACGCCAAUCCCACUGCGCAGGUUGUUCAUGGGGCUGAUCACUGUCCACUGGUUAGUUUCUGGGCAGUAGUAUUCACAUGUUUGCAGGCAGUCCUGCCCAUUGAAGCCUCCACAUUUGUAAACCUGGGUAGAACAGGAUAGUUUUUCCUUUUUUAGAUAACUUUGUUCCUACUAUCAAGACACACACAAACCAAACUUAACGAGCACAACACAGAUGAGACCUUGUCUUGUCCUAACCUGCAUCACUGGUAUCAGGCAUUAAUUAUGAGAACAAAUAAAUCAUCAGCUUUUUCCCCUGAUGGUUUAGUUUGCAUUUGUAGGUCAUAGAGAGACACCAAUAUUAAUUUCAGUCUGUUUUUAUCACCAGCUGAAAAAUCCUCACAGGGGGCUUUAAACACACAUUUGAAAGGUCAAAAAACUAAUCAGGGAUUUUGAACUCAUUCAGUUUCCUUACACCUGUCCUUCUUAAAGUGCUGCAAGUUUGACUGAAUCAAAUCUUUUUUUAAGUAGAUACAGCAAAUCAAAUCAUCAGUGCUCUUCUGUCUCACCCACCUUGUUAUUCAGUGUCGUGCAAUCAGCAUCGCUCCUCCGCUCAUUCAUGGGUGGAAUCAUACUCCACUGGUUGGUCUCUGGCCUGUAGCGCUCAGCAGUAUUGAGUUGUGUAUGACCAUCAAACCCUCCUAAGGCAUAGAUCCACCCAUCCAGCACAGUAACACUAACAUGGCUCCUUCGGCAGUACAUCGGCGCUACUUCAUGCCAGGUAUAUGUGCUCAAGUCCAACCGGCAAUAGUGUGAAUUUUCACCUUAGGGGGCGCUAUGGAGCCAUUUUUCAUUUUUUUGUUUGGGCGACUUCAGAAUAUCAAAUUUUUCACCAGGCCCGGUUGUCCUGCCAAAUUUCCUGAGUUUUCGCCAGUGGGAAGUGGGCCAUUUUCCAGUUCAAAGGGGAGGAAAAAGAGGAAAGAAGAAAGAAGAUUUUUCGCCUAUGAAGGAACAAGAGGGCUCUCGCAGCUGCUUAGCAGCUACGCUCGGGCCCUAAAGAAGAAGAAAGAAGAAUCCAUCAGGAACAAUAGGGCUCUCGCAGCUGCUUAGCAGCUAUGCUCGGGCCCUAAUAAUAAUAACGAAAGAAGAAUCCAUCAGGAACAAGAGGGCUCUCGCAGCUGCUUAGCAGCUACGCUCGGGCCCUAAAAAAACAACAUUUGUGGCUGCUACACUGAAUUUCCAGUCUUCCUUCUCUUCUCUCCAUCACCCUGGGACAGAGAUCAGGGAAUGACUGAGAUGCUCUUGGCUUUGCUUCCUUUGGCCAACUUUCCUUCCCUGUUCUGAUCUGUGGCAGGAGUUGACUGUAUGGCACUUUUAAGUGAAGUUGGUUUGGUUUUUUCGGCACGAGGAGUCAACAAACUCCUUUCUUUUGAAGAGUCAAGAUCACCGUUUUAAAUAGGGUGUUUCUGAAAUACUUUUGAAUGUUUGUCUGGCAGUCAUACAAAACCAAUCGUUAGAUAUUAGCUGUCAAUGAAUAAAACAAAAAUUGAACCCUCAAUUCAAGUCCAAAAGUCUGUGAUAUCUUCCUGAGGUUUUUUGGUCUGCAUAUGUUUUGAGUUUUCAUGCUUAUUGGUUGUGCUGUGAAGGGAUAUACUAAUUUGAAUGUUCUUCAUGUCUCCUCUUCCCCCCCCUUUCCUUUUAUUCUCUGAUUUCUUCCAUGUAGUACGGUGAUGUUUUACAUGUGAUUGUCUCCAGUAAGAAGAAAGGAAGUGCUCUGGUUGAAUUUGCAACUGUGAGAGCAGCUGUAAGUACCUAACUCUUCCCCAGUAAGUGUCCUCGCUCCCCUAGCUCAACAAUAGAAACCUUUGUCGAAGCAGAUAUUUGCAUAAAACAUUCACUUACUCGUCAAAAUGCUUUUUUUGUCUCUGAUCACCUGCUGAGGCAGAUUUUGACCAAAUAUGACACCUUUCAUAAACUUGUACGCCUAGAGACAGAUUCUCCAACCAAAGCUAAUGUUUUAGUCAUUCUGGUGUACGGAGAUCUGCGUGCUGAUGGCAACCACUGGACGGAAGGACUCAUUGUUCUUCACUGUCUGGAUCCUCAGGCUGUUUGUCAUGAUGUUGUACUUUUAUGUUGUGGCUUGCUCACCAAGGCGUGUGGUUUCCGUCCAGUGGACAUGUCUGCCCGUCUACUGGGAUCUGGGCACAGGCUCUGUGGUCUGGCCAUGUCCUUAUCCCAGCCUUGCUCUGGGUGUUGGCUCAGCUACAAUCCACCUUUGUGCUUUGUUUGCAUGUGUGCUUCAUAUGUUUGUUAUACCAAACAACCCCGCAAAAAUACCCAAUUUAUGCAGAUUUUAUGACAAAGAAAAUCUAUUUUUCCUCAUGAGAAUAUUGGCAGAGAAACUGUCCGACUUGCUAAGAGUUUAUUUUUGUUUUCAGGAGCUUGCAGUUAAGUAUGAAAGGGGCCUGAGUGAAAACCCCUUGAAGAUCUCGUGGCUCGAAGGACAACCUGAAGUGAUCACUUCGGCAGCUCAUUCCGGCCAGUUCAUGUCUACACAGGUAGGUUAAGAAGAUGUUGCUGACAAUUACCUGCUCACGCUCCCAUAAACCAUGUCAGCUAGGUUCCUAAAGCUUCUCAUGUACAUAACUUCCAACACAAAUACUGUUGCCUAAACACCGUCCCAGAAAAAGAGGUAUGCGAACCCUCUUUAUUUUCAAAUAUUGCACUCCCCUUGCAUGGACUAGAACUAUGUGUUUGGUUAAAUGACCCUCGGUUUAUUUGCUUUGGAUGUUGUGAUGAUGAUCCAGCACUGGCUCAAGGCUGCUGGUCGGCCGCUCAUUAAUGGGCCUGACCUGGGAGACCCCAGGAAUGCUAGACUCCAUAAAACAAAGCACGAAAAGCAGUGUGCAGUAAAGGUAGCCGCGAACAAGAGACAGAACAGAUGCUUACAUUUGUUUGGUUAUUUCCCUAUAUCAUAAAAAAGAGUUAUUUUUUAGAAGAUAUUCUAGAGGAUCUGUCUUUUUUGAUCGAUGAGAUUCUGCUAUGUGUCCAACUUUUUUCUUUUUAGGGAAUGUGUUCUUUUGAAAUCUAAAGGCCCAACUUUCUGUAGGCCAAACGUUUGAUGCACUGAACUGGAAUGUUUUAUUUGGAAACAGCUCUUCAAAACACUGACCCUCUAAUCUGGUGCCUGCUGUGAUCUGGAAAUCACAGUAGUCUGUGUUGCAAGCUUCACUAUUUUAAUUGAUUUUGUACGCCCAAUAUUUUGUCUUUCACUGUCAGCACAGAUGUAUACACCAAAGGCCCAUUUACUCUUUUCCUGUCCAAGGAUAAUCGCAUUUUAGCCAUUUCCACCGAGAAUCCACAAAGUUUUUCUUUCUGCUCAUUAGAUUAGUAUGAAGUCAUGUUUUUCCCCUUACAGCGUCCAUUGGCUUCUCUUAUAUUGUGAUCUUUACCUGUGAGGGAUUACAUAUCAGUAGACUCUCUGUGUCUACUUAUCUGUACCUCCAGAGCUGCUGCUGAACUGCAUUUCACCCUGAAACCCAGUGUGGAGUCUCAAGGCCCCAUGUCGGGGCUAGCAUGUGAGACUGAGCCUGCACACCGGGACUUGUCACACUAAUCUCUUUAAAUGUUAUUAUGGUAACCCGUCUUAGCUUACAGAUAUCCAAAACUGAUUGCUUCAUAUUUUUUUUUUGGCCCUGCCUCCGAGAAUGAAAACAUUACUUUGGACGGGUAAUUUUCGCAUUAGUCCUCAGCAAGAAUAUUUCUACAAACAUGACAUAAUGGGUUAACUGUAGUAGAUAUUAGUAAAGUUGUUCCACAUCUGGCCUGGGGUCAGUGGACCUGGCUAGGAGUAAUAAGAAGCUAGAGCCUUGGAGGUCCUGCUCCGUCUGCGUCUCUAUCUGGAAUCAAAAAAUCUGAUUCUUCUCCCUGUCCUCUCUCCUUCCAUCGCUCCUCCACUCAGGCCAGCUGCAAUCACAUAGGAGCCACUUGGGUGAGGACUUGCUUCUUUGACCUCAUCAAUCCAAACAUAGAGCUCAGAGAGUGAGAGUCUCACUACAGGGAGCUAAAAGAAACAGACAUAUGACUUCAGCCUCGGCUUCAGUUCCAGCUGCGCGGGGCUUUAUAAAUGAAUCCAGGGCCAAUGCGAAAGGCAAACAAAAUACAGGAUACUCAUGGACAGACAACCUUGUGGGGCGCUAGAUAACACACUAAAACUGAAAAUCAGACAAAGGAUCCACACAAACUACUGACAGCUACCUAUUUAGUGAUCUUUGUCAGACAUUUACUUAACAAUGGGGCAUGAAAAUCCAGGAUGGGCAAAAUCACAGCACCAAGGAGUGCUGAACAGGCUCUUGAACCUUUCUGCAUGUCAGAGUUUGGCGUGAAUUCAGAGUACACACAGAACCGUUCACAGGGAUAUGUAUUUCAGUGUUAUUUGGACAGUGUCACUUCCUAUGUCCUCUAUGUGGUGUUCGACCAACACUCAAUUAUCACGCAUGAAGUUGCUGCACCGAGCAGAGUGCACAUGUCAUGACAAUCAAGCUGUGUUUGUCAAACACGGCUCGCUGGCUCUUGCCAGAUUGAGGCGCUCAUAGUAUGACUGAAUAUUGGCAGGUAGUAGUGUUUAGGUCUGGACUCUCAGAAUAAAAUUUGGUACAGAUUUAGCCCUGUGCAUAUGUUACUGCAACUGCCAGUUACAUGGCAACAUAUCAACGUAUAGCACAUUGAGGCAAUGCCAUAAAAAAAAAACCAACAAAAAAAUAUUACCAAAUAAACUUUGGAGAUCUUUUUCUGCUCAGUGUCUUUUUAAAUAGCUCCAUAAAUCUAGGCUUGACUGGAUAAAGGAGUGAGAAGGGCUUCAAAGCAGAAGCUGUCAGGUUUGUGUCGUGACCCAGGAAGGUUUUUUAAAAAGCCUUUAUAGGUCACAUGUUUCGUUAUAAAUGUCAGACAUUUAGGUGAAGUGCAUAGGCAUUUUGAUUGAAUUUGAAUGUUUAAGUUUGAAGAGUUUGUCACUGUAAAAAGAUAAAGAUGGGAUAUAAUGACAAAUUAAAGACGUUGAGCUCUCUUUGAUUUUGGGUUUAGGUGCAAGAGGCUCAUUUUUCUGUCCUGAUACCACAUUUUAAACACCUUGGGGAAACAUAUACGCAACUCUACUCUCGCAGUCCUUGCAGUGUAUUCUGUGCUCUGUCCCUAAUAAUUACAGAAACAGAUUCACCUCUCAGCUUAGGAACUGCUCGGUACUCUCAAACUUGAUUAUUCAAGUGCUGAUUAGUGUUGGUACCCACUUUAGUGGAGGGCCUUACUGAUUGGAGACCAAAACUCCCACUGAUAACACCCCUCAGCGUUUGUAGACCUUCGCAACACAAACUGUGGCACAGUGUGUAAGAGUUUCAUCACCCUCACAGAGACACAGAAGCGACCUGUUCAACUAUUGGUUCUUUUUAAUUCUGCUUGUCCAGAAAGCUGAUAUGACAUGAUUAAUACCAGGCCCCUGCUGCAUUCACUCAGUAUUCUCACCAUGGAUAUUAAAAAUUACAUAACAGGUAAGGGUCAAGUCCUCCUCUCUGUGAGGAAAUGCUCCCCAUGCUCUCAACUUGAUUCAGACCCCUCAUUUGGGAAAGGAUCUAGUUUCAUCUCCAGACUGUUCUUCAGUGUGUCUGUACCUUUUAACAUAAUAAACAGUCACAGUGAGAGAUUGAGAAACAGCAUGUCACAUGCAUACAUUGGUGCACACAUUUCUAUUAGCAUUGCAUUGUACAGAUUUGCAAGUCUCAGUCAAUCCUUCAACAACUGAUCAGCCAAUUUAUUUUAUUCGAGAUAUCAAAGGAUUUAUUAGAAAAAGCAGGUCUAGACCAGAGUCUUUGGUCUGUCAUUUACUGAGGCCCAGUGCUAAACCACCAUGAACUACCAUUUGGUAACAUUUAGCAUCAGCUGCAAUAAAAAACUUCCUCUUAACAGGCCAAAACCUCAGGCAAAACCAGACUCAUGGUGAACAGCCCAACAUCUUCACUAAAUGUGAAGAGAUUCCGAGAUAAAAGGAGAUACAGAAAGAGAGUGCUGGAUGAAGAUAACCAGAAUCAGCUUUAUUGGCCAAGUAUGUGCACACAGACAAGGAAUUUAACUCCGGCAAACUUUGCCCUCUAUGUACAAACAUUAAACAUCAACAAUUGUUACAAGAAAUGUACAAGCAGUAACUAGACAUUCAAGUUAUAUACAAGACGGUUGUGCAAUGAUAAAGAGUGCAGAGGAGUGAAGAGUACUUGGAAAAAAAAUACAUGUGAUAUUACAGGUGGGUUAUGUACAUGAACUACAUAACCCACAUUUUAUGUUUCACAAUAUAAACAUUUAAAAUAAGUAUAAUGGUGUGUGCAGUGGUAUGUGUCUGAUAAGAGGAAUGAUUAUUUGUUUAAUAGUUAUAUAAGUUACAGUGGUCUAUCUGUGGCUCUGUGGACAUUAGGGGUUCAUCAGAGAAACAGCCGGGGGGAGAAACUGUUGUUGAGGUUUUGGUGUACAGUGAACUGUUACGUCUGCCUGAGGGGAAGGGUUUAAACAGUUUAUGACCUGGGUGUGAGGGGUCUGCAGUGAUGUUGUGUUGCAUGACCCUGGACCUCUUUAUAUCCCAGGUUGAGGGCAGGUUGGCCCUUAUGAUUUUCACUGCAGUCCUGAUAGUUCGCAAAGCAAACAGUGCAAAUGGUGAUGGAUGUGUAGAGAACAGACUGAAUGAUGGUAGAGUAUAAUUGGCUCAGCAGCUCCUGGGGUAGGUUGAACUUCCUGAUUUGUCGUAAGAAGUACAACCUCUGUUGGGUCUGGAUGGUCCACUUCAGGUCCCUGGAGAUAGUCUAGAUAGAACUGGAACAUGUCCACAGUUGACACGGUGUUGUUGAGGAUUGUGAAGGGAGCAAGUGUAUGAGGGCUCCUCCUAAAGUCCACUGUCAUCUCCACAGUCUUGAACGGGUUCAGCUGCAGAUGAUUCUGACUGCACCAGAGGACGAGCUGAUCCACUUGUAUACAAACUCAUCACUGUCUCAGAUUAGACCAAUGACUGUGGUGUCGUCCGUAAACUUCACGAGAUGGGUCCCCUGAGGUGCCAUCUCAGGUGUAGAGGGAGAAGAGAAGAGGGGAGAGGACACACCCCUGGGGGGCACCAGUGCUGAUGGUGCUUUGGGGGAUGUUCCCCAGCCUCACCAGCUGCCUCCUUCUCUGUCCCUCACUCUGCUCAGCUUGUGUCUGUGUACAUAAGCACCUGUGUUUUGUGUAAAAAGGAUCUUUUUCUGGACUGAAAAAAAUCUUCCUCAACACAGUGACAGUGUCUGCCAGAUUGUUCAGAAGAAGAAGGCCUGAUUAUUGAAAAGGCGUACCUUCUGUACUACUUCUAAAGUCUUUGAAUAAAUCAUAGUGUCUCCAUGAUCCUGAAAUAAGACGAUACAUUUGUUUUUCAUCAAUUGUCAUUUGUUUGGGGAUGUUUCAGGGCUCAAACAGAGGUAGUGCUGUGUUUUACGAGAAGUCUUGAGUAGUAGCUGUAUCAGUCUGUGAUUCACCAUGUGGCUGCCCUUCAUGGUAAGACAGAAUCAAAUAAAUGAACCAUAUCCCAACUCUUUGUCAGUCUGACUGUCUAAACAUACACUUUGUCUUACGUCUGUGUCUUCAUGGAUGUAAUGCCAACAUCAAUCACUGUGUUGUGAUUCAUCGUUUAUUACACAGUUCAGCUCAGUAAAUUGUGUGUUCUAAAGGAUAUAAAUUCAAGCCUUAUACGCCUGCUUCUCUCAUCCAGAGCUGAAGAGUCAUGGCACGCUUGUCACGACAAAAACCAGAUGCUCCAGUUUAGCUAUUCUAGGAUUGUUUUUUUUCCAGUCAGACAGUUUGCUUGUACUUAAAAAGUGGCCUCUCACCUAAAAUAGCCUGUGUCUUUGAGAGAUCCACUGUUUGUGGCCAUGCUGUUGGUAUUAUCCACCCUGGCUUAGCUCCUUCUCUGAAUCAAGAUAAGGGAAUUCUUGGAGGGAGAUGAGUAUGAUUCACUUCUUUAAGCUCUCAACAAAUCAAGUGGUAAGUAAAAAAAAAAAGUAAAAAUUUACCUGUUUAAUCAUAAUUUGUUAGUCAAUACCCUGCUCCUGCAUCUCUGCAUCCAGAGGUCUCAUUCUUUCCAAAGCAAAUGGCCGUUAUCAACUAGUGGAACACUUAGUAAGACAUUUGUGUGUUCAAACUGGUGGAUUUUGGUUGCACUCCAAAGCCAGGGGUUAUCUGCUUUGUCUGAGCUUUUCUUGUUUUCAGGUUUUGUUUGGUGUGUGUCAUUACACUUAACCUACACCCAUUGGCUGCUUCAGUACUCCACUGCAAUACCCGAUCAGGUCCCUGAGUGUAGGCAAGGCCAUGAACCGUCCAUAUCCCACAUCAGCCAGGUACACUUUGAUACUCCUCCACCUCUGCUUUGCCUCCACAAGCACAGUCUGUCUCAUGCAGCUUCUCGGUGCCAGAGGUGCCAGAGUAUCAUCCUACCUUUAUAAACAAGUAGACACAAUGAUUGCAAAUGGUUACCUGUGAAGACAACCAAUAAUGGGCUUUGAAUUGAAUAGCCAAAUCUGAUUUGAUUGAUUAAGCUCAGAGUUUGUAACAGCGUCUGUGUAAAAAAUAGUUUUGUACCUGAUGUUUAUCAUGUGUAUCAAGUUUUACCAGAAGGAGAAGAAAGAAACUUACGAGGAGUUGUUGGUGCUACAUUCUUCAUGUGGAACAAAAGACCAAACUCUUUGUAACAAAGGUACAUGCAUUAUGUGUAGGAUGGCUUGGCAUACAGAGUCUUUUUCUCACCUUUUAUGAUUGGAAACUGUAUGAAUCUCCUGGUGUGAGAGAAGUGUGUCCAGGUUACACCCAAUUCAUCAUGUGUGUCCAAGAGGGGAAAGCUGUUGUGGAUUAGUUUCGCCCUUCCUAUCUGUAGCUUGAUAUUAUGUUGUGACAUGCUACAGAAAACAUAAACACUAUCAGUUUCAGAAGAUCCCCUCCUGUUUGUGAGGCUGUGUUGAUCAGGCACCUUCGUUUAAAAGCAUCAUUAAAUUCUUUCUGGAGCAUGAAAUCACAGCAUUACACCUCUCUUUAUUAGACAAAACAACAUUUUUGAUGUUUUAGCCGGUACCUGAUAAAAUGAAUAACUGGUACACUCUGCUCUUCUCAGUGAGGUGACAGGGUUCCCUGGUAUUCUUCACAUCACCGAGUUUAGAUUUUAGAAGGGGUGAAGCGUUACCAGAUGUGAUCGGGGUUACUUGACAGCUCGGCCAGUUUGUGCAGCGCAGACAAGAUAAUUUGUCUUCAAUUACAGCCUCUUUCUUCUCACAUCAGUCAUGUGGUAGACACUUGUUGGGCCAGAUUCUUUGCACUGAGAAAAGAGGACCGAGUCAUGGCAGCCAAGGACUCUUGGCUACAGCAAGCAGAUGUUGAUGUGUGAAGGUUAUGCUAAGUAUGGAUGGGUUUCAAUCAAAUGUGUCUGGCAAAAAAAAAACAUAAAAAACAACUUAAAUGCCUUGUUGUUUUUUGAAUAAAUGAGACUUUGAUUGUUAGGAGCCAUUGUGUUAGAUGAGGGGGUUGUCAGAAGUAAGGAGUGACCGAAUAGUGUCUUUUUCUGCUUGUGCUGGAGAGUUCUUUAUACAGAGAUGUCUGGCAUGUUGGAUACACCCUCUUUAUGCCAGUCAGUAGCUGUGUUUACAUGGGCACAAAUAAUCAGAAUAAAUACUCGAUAGGAAUAAAAAUGUGUCACGUAAACAUGUCGAUCGUUAGAUUCUGAUCCAAUUGAAUUUUUUUCAAUCAGAAAGAAAUUGUAUUCCGAUCGAGAGGGGUGGUUUAUGUCUAUCGUUAUUCCGAAACGCGUCCAUGGAAACACUUACUCUGAUCGUGACUCUCUUACCUGACUUGAUCUUCACUCUUCAGCCUUUGGCUUGUUUAUUGAAUGCAGUACAGUACAGUACUGCCGUAAUGGUGCCACAUCUGCAUGCACAGUGCAUCCUUUGACAGAAAAGUAAAAUAAGUAAGCAAGGGCGCCAACUAGUGACAAUAUUUACUGGAGGGAACAUCCUGAGUAAGAUGGAGUGAGCCACUACCAUGUUCCCAAUGGCUCACUCCAAACUCCAUACUCUUACUCUGCGCAUGUCCAAAUGCUUCUAAUCUGAAUAAAACUUGAUCAUGAUUGAACAUGAUCGGAUUAUUUGAUUUUGCACCCAUAUAAACAGUGAAUUCAGAUUAUCCGAUCCCUCAUAUUUUUAAUCGGAUUAGGAAAUUUUGCCCAUGUAAAUGUGGCUAGUGUCACUCCCUGUGAUACAGGUGUUCUCUUUAGCAGUGCAUGCCCAACGAAUAAACACAUACUUUAAAACCCUGUUUCCUGUACUCGAAAAUUUGUGACUACACACAAAAUACUACUUGACAUGUCUGUCUAAUUUAGGCUUGUGCGCCUGCCCUCCUCUAAAUAAUAUUGUGCUGCUUGUGCUUGUUGUGUUGGAUAAUUCAAGGUUAUGACUCCUCCAGAAACUGUCCGCUUUAAGUGAGAGACAGGGCGUAUUGCUCUCACAGUGGCUGCGGAUGGUUAAAAAGCUAAAUAAAUAUCCAACUGUCCAUCACUGUGUGUACACAGUGUUAUAUGAGUUCUCUUCAACAUGAGCGCUUCUAUUCACAAAACCACAAAUGAUGGAAUUUAAAAUACUUUUUCUUUACUUCUCCAAAAUACCAAACAGUACAUUUUUUUUCAACGCAGGAAAUGUUUCACAAUGUGUUAUUGUCGUUCGCUGAACAAAUGAAAAGAGGCACAGAUAGCCAGUUUAAAAUUGGAGAUGCUAAAACAGAUGUACAGUGCAGACAUACCCACAAACAUUGCUGUUUCUGUUUGGACAUACAUAGUACUCUAAAGCAGGACAUUUGUGGUUCUUAUAUUUUGAAGCAUUACUCGUGGGAAACUUAGGAAUUUGACUGAUUCUGCGUUUCCCUUGCAGUCUUUCCUGACAACCCCUCCCACACACACACACACACACACACACACACACACACAUUGGCACAAGCUAAGGCUCUGUCCUCUUAAAACCUUAGGGAAGGUUGUUGCACACACGUCUCUUCAUUUCAGCCAUGUGUGCUCAAAUGUACAUACAUGUGAGGUGGUGUACGUGCGACUCACGCAUGUAUCUUUCUCUCGUUGGGGGUCUGUUUGGUCAGAAGGUAGUGUUUAAACCCUCAUCAGGACUUUUUGCUGCAGUAAUGGAUGUUUCUGGUCCUCCUCCCUCGACACCCCCUACAUAUGUGGAAGUAUCACGUUCCCCCUUUACCACUUUCCUCCUCGUGUGCCACUCACCAGAGCGUUGGACUCUGAUUUGCAGCUAAGAAAACAGCCUGCGCUCGCCUCUUUUCUUUUUUUCCCUCUGAGGUCUUGGACUUGUGGCCUGACUUGGUCCGCAGCCCAACCUGCCACCACUGGCUGGCUUUUAUUGGAAGCAGAGCUAAGUGUUUGUUUUCACUGCAUUGUUGAGAACGAGAGAUGGGGGGUACCUUGGUCUACCUUUGAGUGGGGCCUCUGGGAUGCGUGCGGAGGAAAAAUUGCCCUGUGCACACAAUAGAUUGGCAAGCACGCCAAGAGCCAAGACAUUGCAGCUUGAGGACCUUGGAUUCCAGCCGCAGCUUUUCUUUUCUUAAACACAACACUCUAAAGUCUUAACAGCCGUUUCCAGCGCUGUGCCGUGCUGAGUUUGGGAUUAUUAUAGCAAAAUAAGAACGAGAGAGAAGUCUCCAGUUUGAGUUUAAUAUUAGCAGAGUUCAAUUAUUAACUUCAACCUAAUAUUCACCUCAUGCAAAGGCUGCCUUGUAGGAGAACAUUAUUGGUUAUUGUUUUCUUUUUUUAUUAUUUUUUCAGUUUAAUUUUUAAACAAGCCCGAUAAGUAGGAAAUGAUUUGCUGAAAAAGAAAAAUUUAUCUGUUUUAUAUAUAUAUAUAUAUAUAGCUGUUCUCUUUCAAUACAAAAAAAAAGAAGUCUGAAGGGGUCACAAAGUCAGAUAUCUCCAGUUGACAAGACCAAUCAUUUGUCCAUCGCAUUACUUCAGCUUGUCUCUCAAAGCCUUCCUGACAGUUAUCUUCAGAGUAUGUCCAUCUCCUGUAGGACUCCCCUCAGACCUGAAGGCUUAUUGCUUUGUCCAUAUUAUCAGUUUGACAUGUACCUCUUUUACAGAUUAUAAAUCUUUUAUCAAGUUCUUCUCUCCUGUUCAGCAAAUAUGUUGUCUAGUUGUGGAGUUUGUCCAUCACCUGGAGAACGUCAUCCAGGAUUGAAGGGCCCAGGUCGAGGCUGAAGGAAAAGCCACUGUCCUCCCCCUUUUGCUGUCCAGCACUUGUGUCACAGGUGUCUGUAGAGUCUCCGUCCUUGUCUGAGCUCAGGCUGCCAAAUCCAGACCUGUGAGUCUGAUUGGAAGUGACUUUAUUCCCUCUUUGGUACCCAUCCUCCUUUUCCAUCUCUUCAUCGCCGCUGUCCAGUAGUGGCAUAGAGCUGCUUUUCUCCCUCUUCUUGUAUGCGUUGUUUUGAUGGCCUGCGUUCCAGUCUGGACUCUCAGAACCUUCUGCCUCGUCCAGGUUCAGGCGAGGGGGCUUGGGUGGAGGAGAGCAGGCCAAGAAGAGGUUCUGCUCACUCUGGGAGCUUUGAAGAAGCAAGCUGUGGCCCAUUUUAAGGAAGGACAGGUCCCCAAAGCUGUCUGUAUGGGCAUCGUUGCCAAUAUGUGAGAUGUGGCGAAAAUCAGCCAGUGGGAGGCUUAUCAUGUUGACAGACAGUACCUCCCUUCGCUUCCUGCUGGGCCAGCGACCAGAGGAUGGCUUUCUGUACUGUGAUGUUCUCAGUGGCAUCUCUGCAGAUGUGUCAGUGUCUUAAUGAAUCCUCAGAAGUGUUUCCUUCGCUCAUCAAUGAAUCCUUAAAAGCACUCAGCCAUCUGCAAGAAAACACAAAACAGUUCACAAAUGUGGUCUGAUAACAAGUUUCCUAAGGCUGCAUUUUUUUUAAUCAACACUGCUCUCUGUAUCUCAUCUAGCUGGAAAAUGGAUCAGGUCUGUGCUUGUGCUUGUCAUGUAAUAGAGCUCCAGAUGUGUGCGUGGUGCUUCGUCACUAGACCCGAUGUGAAUCAGCAGCCAUGUUUAGAGAUUGCACCUGCUCUGCUUGAUUUUGAUCAAAUGAAAUUCAGAAUUAUUUGGCCUCUGCGUUAUGUUCCACAGUCUUUCAUCUUUAAAUAUUUACUUCUCAAAUCCCUGUUUUUCCCAAAAGUGCAGGUGUGGUCUGCAGCCUGGACUCUUAAGGAAAUAAAUUAGCCCACUUAAGACUUCCAGUAACUAAAACAACAAAAACAAAGAUUCCCAAAGGGUUAUUGUUUCCCUGCAUGUAAGAAAAUCUAUCUCUUCACAUUUAGUUUUGGCAGAAUGGGAGGCUUUUACCGUAACCUCUGUCAGAUAUCAGGACUACAACUUCACUUCAGAACACAUGUUUAUGAUUUGGGGGAAAAUACAAAUAACAGGGACGUAAUAAGUUCAUUUCGCUGUGGUGUGAGAGUAAUGCACAUUCUGUUGAUGUGGUUUUGGUUUAGAGAAUGAAUUAUUUUCUAACCAUUUAUCACAUCACACUCCACCACAAUACUGUUUAAAAUGCAGCCCUUAUGUCAGAAAGGUUUGGAUGCAACAAAUCAUUUUAAAGCCUGUUUUGUACAUUUUUCAAAAUGUAUUUAUUUUUUAGUUUUUACAUUUGAUGCCAGCUAAACAUUUGAAAAAAAAAGUUGAGAUUGGGUCACAGUUGUUCACUUUGUAUACCUCAUAUACAGAGGCUAAUUUAGUGGCCACUAGGGAUAAGCGACAUGAGCUAAAAAAUUUAUCACGAUAAGAUUUGCCAUUCUGGUGAUAACGAUAAAAGUCCUGAUAAAAAAUAUCGUAAUUCCAAUCUCUAUUUUUGACUCAUUUUGUCUUGAGAACACCAGUUAGAGUAAUUAAAUAAGAUACUUAACCACAAGUUUAGUGGUAGGUUAUCGAGAAAACUAACGACAUCAAACAAGUCUCACGUGAAAACAUUUUCAACUUUUAUUGAAAACUCUUAUUGCACAGAGUGAGCAGCAGCAGAUCCACUGUCCGAUGUCAGGCAUACCUGACUGCACUCACUCAUUCGAAGGAAAUCCCUCAUGUGGAGCCUCGCUCAGUAACAAGCUGCUCAGAAAAGUCUUCUUCGUUACCUUCAGCCAUGUUUGUUUGUUAUUCUGCUCUGUGUGGGCUAUGGCUGCGAGUCAGUUGCUCGCACUUACAUCAUCAACUAGCAUUUACUGAAUUUAUCCUGAGAUGAAAAUAUUUAUCAUGGAGGAUUUUUCUGACAAUAUAUCGUUAAGAUAAUUUAUCGCCCAUCCCUAGUGGCCACUGCUUCCACCCCCGGCUAUAACCCUUACUGUAAUGUCUACCUUCACUCUCUACUCCCCACAUUUUCUAUCUCUCUUCAGUUAUAUCUAUCAAGGAAAAAAUAAAAGAAAAAUGGGAAAAACUGAAGUUUGGACUGAGACCACAAAUAGCUGAAAAGGUUGUGUAACGCUAAAGAAAACACUUGGAAGAACAUCUCCUGACUGAUAAGACUGAUUUACUACAGGUUAGUGGAUAUGAAAAGAGCCCUUCAACGAGGGCUGAGUCUCUGAGAAGUCAAGAUUGGAGGAGGUUCAUCGCCCUGUGAGAGACUGAGUGAGGAAAUAGUCCCAGGGUAAUGAUCCUGAGUGUAAAAUUACAAAGAAUCAGGGAUUUUGUCAACUAGGGUACAUUAUAUCAUUAAAAGAUUUAGGGAAUCUGGAGAAAUCUUGGCACAGAUGGGAUGGGAUUAAAACCAGCACUGUAUGGCUGAGGUUUUUGGGCCUUUAGCCAGCAUUGCAUUAAAUACAGUCAUGACUACGCAUAGGUAAUCACUGCUAAAACACAGUUCUCUCUGCUUCCACAAACGCAGGUUAAAACUGUGCCCUGCAAAGAGAAAAACCAUGUUUAAACAUGAUCCAGACAUGCUGGUGACUUCUCAUUGAACCGUAGCAAAGUGGAAAACUGCCCUGUGGUCUGACAGAUCAAAAUCUGGUCUCCUCGGUCCACAAACAUUAACAGGGUGUUGUAAAAAGAAGUGGUGAUGCGGUACAUUUGCCUCCGUUAAAUUUUUUGGAGUGUAAAACUAACAAAAAAAAUUGAAGCAUAUAUUUUUCAUGAAACCAGAAUUUUUCGGGCUAUCUCUGCACUGUUUAUAAUUAAAUUUAGACUUUGAAUGAUUUGCAAUCCAUCAAAUACAGUUUUUAUUCACACUUUAUGUAACAUCCUAACUUUUUUUUAAAUUGAAGUUGAAAAUGAUCUGUUUUGUAGUGUAAUUUGGGGCUUUUAUAUCAUUAAACUAUUACGAACACUAACACAACCUUAAAAGAAACAUUAUGUUCAAUAUGAAAGAGAAACAAUAAUACUUUGAAUUACUGUUCAACUCCACCCUUAAUGGAGACCAGUAUGUGUUCCGUGACCUGUAAUCAUUGUAUUAAGUAAAACAGAACCCAGUUCAUCAACACUGGCACGCUGAUUAGAUAAUCCGCUAAGUGUCUGUGAUUUUACGGUCUCACACAGCCCAACAGCUUUGCCCACAUUAGCUCUGUGUUCGUGACUUGAAACACUCACUCUGUAAAUUUGUAAGCCACUACAGCAAACAGGUUUUGUUGGCCUGUAAAGGUUUUACCGGCACUUUAGUAGCAGCGGGAGAUUGGAGAGCGCGGACACAACAGCAUUCCUUUCCAAACAUGUCAGUUUGGCCAAGGAGGAGUCCUAGGAUUUCAGCCACGAGUAUUGUGUUCAGGAAACACUUCAAGGCCAAGUCAAAAUUAAAGAAGCCCAUAAAAACACAUUGGCCAAGAAAUGUUUCUUAAAUUAUCCUCCAAAAAGCUGCCAUGAAUGAUCCAUCUUCGAGACAGAUGAGGAAUAUGUCUGAUGAAAACUUUAGCUGAGAGUUAAAAGCAGACUUCUCAAGACUCUUCUUUCCCAGAAGUAGUUUUUUUUGUUGUAGGGUGAAUAAAAAAAAAAAGAAGAUUGAUUUGGUCAUUCUUACCUGUCUCGCAGAGCAAAUACAGGAUAGUAGAGUCCCACAGAUGCACACACGUCUCUGUCAGGUAAGUAAGCAGCUUCUACCUGCACAACCUGGCAAACUCUUCCUUAACAUGAUGGGGCUUGUUCAGCAGUAACAGAGGAGUCCUGGUAGAGCAGCCUUCAGGAAGAGAAACAGGGUAAUUCCACGCUGUGUGUAACAAAAACAACUUUAAAAUUUUACUCGUAGAGUUUAACUACCUCAAAAAGGGCUUCUCACCUUUUUCUUUACGACUGAUCAAGUGAGUAUUUGGAUCCUUUUAGCUCCUUUUUCUUUAGUGCUAACUCUCCCCAGUGUAAACUCCUUAUUACAUUGCAGACCCCUCCAGGUGUGCUGCCGGUGAAAGUCCUCUCUGUCUCAGAGAUAAGCCAGGUGAGGUCAGAGUACAAAAGGUACUCAGGUGGAGGCUUUUCCUCCGUUUUUUUUCCUCAAAGGCUUUUUGUAGUUUGUGUUUGCAGUAAUCCUCCUUUAAGGUGAUUGUCAGCCCUCAGAUGAUAUCAUCCUGGUCGUGAUAUGAGUGGGCUUUUGAGUCACAAGUGUCACACUGAGUCUUGCUGGUUGGCUGGCUGCACCCGUUACCUGAAAAAAAGUGGGGGCAAAGUGGGAGGUCCUGAUCUAACGCCUUUGAUGCAGAGAAAGGGUGAUAUGAGGGAGAAACGUUGUGAAUGUGGUUGAGAGAGAGAGAGUGUGUGUGUGUGUGUGUGUGUGUGUGUGUGUGUGUGUGUGUGUGUGUGUGUGUGUGUGUGUGUGUGUGUGUGUGUGUGUGUGUGUGUUUCAUAGAUCGUGUACUUGUGUCUAAAAGGAAGUCAUAGUCGGUGAGCAAACAGGUCAGAGGAGGGAGGGGGGGUUAACUGAUCUCUAAUCUCCGUGUCAUUGUUCCUCUGCUUUGCUGAUUUCCUGAUUUCCUGCUUACUAUCAGCUUGUCUAAAGCCCCAGGGACCAGCCCCCUUCCACAGGCCCUUCUGCCUGACUGGAGGCCUAUAGCUCCUCUAUGUAAUCACAGGCCCUAUCUCACACAGACAUGUACGUACAGGCAUGCUGAAUUGCACAAGUGAGAUAACUUGUUUCAUUUUCAAUUCUCACGCCUCCAGCAUGUUGCCUUUGCUGUUGGAAUGUUUUAGCAAAACAUUAAUGGGAAUUGUGUCACAACGGCCGACUUUUCUGCCGAAUGGAAUUUGUUUGUGUUGAAACAGUGUGGCUUACUGCUCCUCUUGUACCCGCAGACAAAUGCUUGGGUUUAUUAUGACCAUUUCAUUGUCAUAUUAUUUAAUAACUACAACACUGUUUAAACCACUCCAGCCUUUUUUCCAAAGUGAAUGUAUAUCAAGUCAGAAGUUUGUCCACAGUGCUUCCCCUUAUUUACUAAACUAAAGCAUACAGGAUGUGAAGGAAGAGGACAAAUGGUAUCUUUUACUUUUCCUCCAGUUCUUUCAAAUCGAUCCAGUAAACAUUAGGCGUGCCGCCUGAUCCUCUCUUGUUCUCCCGCUCUGCUCUCCACUGCCAGAACAGUCUGCAAGACCAGACACAAUUACUCACGCAAAUGAAAUUAUCAUAACAUUUACUCAAGACCGAAACAGAACAUUUUUGAACAUUUCUCUUCUGAGUAACCCCCUCCUUCCUCUACCUUAGACUGAGGAGCUGCUUUCAUGCUAGGAGACAAUCAGGAGUAGAAGCUAGUGUUAUAUCCGGUGUUUGGAAAUGACCUCACAAGACCUGCAGUCUGACCAAGGUUGGGCUUACUCUGUAAGUUGUGUUGUCGUGCUACGUAGCUUCAGGGUCUGAUGCGUUUAGCCGUGACUGGAUUUGUGUAUAAGCCUCUUUUCUAAGGCUUGACCAUAGUGGGCAGUGUGGUUUGAUGCAGCUAUGCUGGGCCUGAAAUCUGGGAUGCUGUGUGUUUUUGUUGUUGCAGGAUAAAAAGUGUUUCCAGAUAUUGCUUUGACUGGCGCUAGAAGCCCAAACUGAGGCUUUGGUGGAUAUUCUUCUGGCUCUUUGUUGUGUGUUCUCAAGCUUCCGCCGUAUCAAGGCUCUUGGAGAGCCAGCAUUUCGAAUGGAUUUAGUACAAGAACUGUCUGAUUUUUUUAUAUGAAAAACAUUUUUAAUGACUACAAACAGAGCACACUGGACUUAAAUUCACCUUAUGGUAUGCUCAUUUUUACCCAGAGUGUGAAAAACACUGGACUAUGCUGACGAUUCCUUACUUCAAAUUACAGACUCUGCUACUCUCUCUGCUUCUUGUCUCUCAAACAGUUUCUGGAAGCUACUCUUUGAAACAUCCUUUCAUCAUCCUAGUCAUUGUCGUCACUGUUUGUCUCCAAAGUUAUGACUCAGCGAUUAGCUUCUUGAAAGCACUCCAACAGAAACUUGGCGGUCUGGCUGUUAACAGGAGAGCGCUGACAGACGGUCUGUUCCAUGACCGCCACAUGACAAAGAUCUGACAACAGUCAAAGUCCAGGUGUUAUGUUAUACAAUACCAAAGCACAGACUCAUUAAAAGAUGACAAAGCCUACAGAAGCUUCCAAAUCAGCAGAGUGAGGUCUCAUCAGCUCCAACGCAAUAUGUGCGUAACAGGUUUGAUAAGCCACAGAGACACAACAGCUUGAUUGUUAGUGAUAGAUUUUAGAUAGAGGUAUGUUUCUCUCCCUUUUUAGGCUUCUAGCACCACAUCAUGUAAGGUCAUAUCAGUGUCCCAUAGCUUGCUCUUUUUUAACCUGCCUAAUUCAUCCUGCUAGCAUACUUACUCAGGCUAACCUUGUUGGGAGUGACGUCAGUGCAUAUCUUGUGUUUGAGUGCCACUCCUUUUUCCCGCAAUAUCUCUGUUGCAAUCUACCAAAGACAAGAUGCUUCCCAAGAAAAUACAUCAUGUACAUAUGUUAUAGACCUCCACUUAUUAAGCUCUAUUCUAGCCUUACUGACCACUCAAAGUGUUUUUUUACAUUCACAUCAUCACAAAGUACGACCCAUUUUCAGUAAUACUGCUCAUACGCUUCCACACACCACUGACAACCGCAUAGGGAGGAUUUUUGGGUUCACGAUCUGCCCAAGGACACUUGGAAGAUUGAACUGCUGACCUUUAAACUAAGAGACAACUGACUCCAUCCAUAGUCUGUUUGUUGUUAGCAAACAAAGUGUGGAAAAGUAUGGAAAUAAAUUUGAUUUAUUUCCAGAUCUUAAAAAGUAUGGGAAAUGAAAAAUAAAGUACGGAAAAAUAUUCAUGUUUCCAGACUAUUAUCACAGUUCUAAAAUACUGUUUUCUACAAUAAAAAAGUAGGUAUUUCCAAAAAUUAUUCUUAAAAGUAGAGUAUUGAAAAGUAUGGAAACUCCAACUGUGUAGGAACCCUGUAUUAAGGCAGAAACUAGAUAGAUGUCUAGACCUAGGCACUUAGAAGCUGGACCUGCUAUCUUGACACAUUUCUUAGUACCCUUGACAAGUCAUACUUAGUAGUCUAAAGAUUUGGGCCAUUUGGAAUGGAGUUACCUCUGUUCAGCUGGUCCGACACCACCUUGACAAGGGUGACUCUAGAUUUUAAGAUGCAAAAAUCCUUCGUGCUGCGGAGCUCCUCUCUCAGGAUUUGCAGUUUGCAUUAAAAAUAUACAUAUGCAUAAGCUAUAACGUACUACUCUUUUUUUUUUUCAGUGACUGUGGGCGGUCAGUGUGGGCUGAGAAUGUACUGCUGUGUCUCCUGGCACAGAAUCAUUUGUAAUUAUAUAAUCAUGGUCAGAGUAUUUGGAUUUCUUUGAAGACUGGAGAUAUGGUGUAAACAGUGCUCAGCAGCAGAAUACAUUCCAACAGCUGUUUGUUAUGCACACUUAAUAGAUAAGAACCGUGUUAAUAUGGGAACAUAUACGUGCACAUAGACAAAGCACAGACAGUUUACAUUUUUUGUACAGGACCUUGAUUUAAUUUUUCGCUCGUCAUAUUGCAUGAGCUCCUUUUGACAUCUCCAAGGUUCAGGCUGCAUUCUUACCAGUCCUGUGGCCCCUUUUUUGUUUUAAUGUGAAAUCUGUUGCAAUCAGAGGGCUUUUCCCGGCAGGCCAGGAUGUGAAAGACAUAAUUUUGCUUUUACAGCAAAGUAUUGUUGGAUAUUAAAGAGGCCAAACCCCCACAUCUCCCUAUUCUAGGAUCCCUGAGCUCAUCCAUCAUAAAGAGAAAUGCCAGGGCACUGGGAGUUCAGCUCUUAGCUGCCAUUUCUCUUUUUCUGUUUAUUUCUUUUACUUUAACAGUUUCCAAAGACACUCUCCGUCUCUGUCCAACAGGCUUCCUCUCUGUUCAACACCUUAACCACAUACAACCACAUUUAUAUACAUACACACAUAUACACCAACUUAUAUGGCACCUUACAUUUACCGCUGCCUUUCCCCUUCACUUAACCUCUAAAUGCAGAUUCUAACAUCCUCAGACAGUUUCCAUACAUGGAUGCAGUGAGAGUAGAAGCUCUGUGAUACCUUUUAACCUGAUAAUGGUAGAAACCUGCAAUAUUUGGACAUGCUGUGGAAGCCAGGUUUGUAAUUUAUAACUGCUGCAAAGAACCAUCAGAGUUCGGUUUGUGUAAAUGCCGUGACUCUGUACGUUUGCUGAAGUAUUUUCAUUGAGUUGAUACGUUUCUCAGUUUGGUUUCCAGGAUGUCUGUGUAUCCUACAGCUUUUUCAUAAUCAGUGAUCUGUAGAUGUACUUACAAAGACUUAGAUUUGCAGAGUUCUCGUCCACAGACACAUGACCUUCACUGUCUAAUAAAAGGGGGUCUUGUCUCAUACUUCCAUUCAAAAACCAGAUGUUAGCAGAAUAUGUGUCCAUGUAAAGGGUUAAACGCAGGAAGUCGAUUUGGGUCUUAAUCUCUGUGUAGUGUUUGUUCUUCACUAACAAAAACAGUAUAAUAGACCAGACCUUUGGGGAUUUGUGUCUGCUGAAUCUUAUAACCAACGAUGAUUAAUCCUCUUUCAUUUGCAAAGCUCGACUUUUGUCUGCAGAGGAAUUUCACCUCGGCUCCAACAUUGCAUGUGCAGUACCCCUGCCCGCUGCCUGUUUGUUUGAGUUAGCAAUAGUGCUGGGGCACACACACACACACACACACACACACACACACACACACACACACACACACACACACACACACACACACACACACGCUCCCUUACACUCGCACACAAAUGAUCUCUAAAUAAGUGUUCGCCUCUCAUAAAUCACCUUCUCCAUAGCUCAGUGACACACACAUCCACAGUGAAACACACACACACUGCGCCACCACACACACUGCAGAGAAAAAUAGCUCCUUGAUUAACUUCACCAGAGUGCAUUAGAGGCAGAAAUGCUCACUUGGACCACAGAGUAGGCUUCCUUAAAGAGACCGUUUUUCUCUUGGCAACAAAGAUAACUUCUUGGCCCAGUGAGCAUGUAGCUCGAGAUAUCUGAUGGCUGAUGGUCCUGGUUAUUAAUCCAGUUAUCACAUGCAAACUGCAGAAUAAAGCAGGAAAAAGCGAGUGAAGCAACAAAAUCAGUUUAAGAGUCACUGUAAUUGGACUGUGAGUUUAGCCCACUCAGUGGAGUAGAUGCUCCAGAGGUUAUACAGUCCGUGUUGCACUGGGGUGGGACCAGUUCUUGCUCCCAGUAAUUAUAUGUGCAUCUUAUAUCCUUGCCCUCUCCAGGAAUAUCAUUGAAGUAUGUUGGUAUUCUGGAUGAGACAGUUGGGUCAUCUGAAGAGAAUGAUAGAAAGAGCUGGCUGUCAUCUGCAUAGCAGUGAUACGAGAAUCCAUGAGAUUAGAUUAUUGCUCUGAGUGAGAUGUUAUACAUCGAGAAAAGUAGGGGUUCAAGCACUGGCCCCUGAGGGGCCCCUGUUGAUUGGCAAUGUGGUUUGGACACUCCAUGUGUAUUCUAAAAGAUCCUCUUUUGAGGUUGGACAAAAACGAAUGAAGAGCAGAUCCAGAGUUAGCAUGUUUGAUGAGUUGGAGAGGAGGGUUUGAUGGUUCACUGUGUCAAACGUAGCAGACAGAUCCAGCACUGGGAAAACCAAUUACUGACAAGCAGCUUUAGCCAAAUAGCUCUGUUACUGAUAGAGGAGCUGUAUCAGUGUCCCUGUCUAAAGCCAGACUGAUGUGGAUCAAACAGGUUGUUGUUGUGCAAGAACUCGGAAACCUGAUCAAACGUGCACUCUAGAAUUUUUGAUAAAAAGGCAGAAGUGAAAAUGGCUCAUAGUUAUCAACCUGGGUUGGGUUGAGAGUGGGUUUCUUAGGCAGUGGGGUGACCAGAGCUUGUUUAUAUCCUGUGGGGAAAACCACAGGAUGGUUUAGUUUAUAGUGUGGGAAACUGCAGAAUUGAGUGUGGGUAGAAUGGUAAGCAAGAGGUGGACGUUACCUCCAAAAACCAUUGUCUCUGAGCACAGUUUGUUAUUGCAUGUUUAUUUUGUACCAUACAAAGAGGAGACCACAUAUCAAGAUAUGAAAAUGGACUAAGGCAAAAUGAAAAACUGUCAGUGUCAGGUGGUCUGACAAAUAAAAAUUUGAUGUCCUUUUUCAGGAAUUGUGGAUGCCACUUCCUCCACUCUAAAGAGGAAAGGGAUCACUCAGCUUGUGAACAGCUCUCAUUUUAAAAGCUGGCAUCUAUGAUAGCUUCUUUAUAUUGUACAUGAUUAACGCUGCAUUAUAUAUAGAGCUUUUGGAGUAAUGCAUGCCACCCUGUAGACAACACCAUUUUCAGGAGAGACCUUCCAUAAAGUUACUUUUUAACGUUUUACAACAGCAUGGACCGGCAGUAAAAGAGUCUGAGUGCUAAACUGGCCUGCCUGCAGUCCUGACUUGUUACCUGUUGAGAGCAUUUAGGGAGUUAUUGAACCAAAAAAAAAAGAAAAAGGAAUGGCUGACAUCCUCCAUCAAGCAAGAAUGAUACAACAUUUUACUCUUAGUCCCUAUUCUUGGGAAAUAAUUGACUGUUUCUUUUCCCUUUUUUGCAGCGAUAGCAGCAGAGUCAUCUCUAGCCUGUGCACUCCCCUCUUUAAUGCAUAGACACACACUCACUUCCUCAUAUACUUACUCACUUGUGCUAGAAGUUGCUAGACUCACACUCACACGCACUCACAUCUCUCUCUCUCUCGCACAUAAACACACACUGGUGGUGUAAUGGUGUAACGUGCAGCUGAUCUGACAGCUUGUGCCGGAGGAACUCAGCGGCCACCUGCGCUGCGAGAUGCCUCCUGCUGCGUGUGGGAAGGAGUGUGAGAGUGCGUGUGUGUGUGUUUGUGUGAUACACUCCCUGACUCACAGCACUGGUGGUAUUCAUGAUGUCAUUACUGGCCUGGGGUCAGACUGGGGUGUGCUGUUCGGAGGGCCUCGCCAUGUGCUUAUGUCACAUCACUAAUCCUUAGCUUGUUUGUGAAUGUGUGUGUGUGCGUGUGAGGUUUUACUACCAUCCUACCUCUGCUGUGGCCUCGUGCCCUCCUCUCUGGGCUUUGUGCAGGGGCUUAUUGUUAGUGUUCUGUGGUUUCUUACUCACUCUGGGCCCCAGUGUUGCUUCAAUACACACAGACACACACACAGACACACACACACACAAAUAUAUAUAUGCAGGCAUAUGAACACAAUCAAGUGUUUGGUUACAGUGAUGCACUGGCCAAACAUGUACAUUAUAAGUCAACACCUGAGGCGAGGAAACAUUCCUUAUUGAGAGGAUGAAUGCGUCACAUUACCCAUAAAGCACCUGUUAAUCCUCAGAAUUCCCCUACAUCAUUAGCCCUAUGCCGUCUGCCCAUGACCACACCAAGUGCAGAAAAAGUCAGCCCGAUUCUAACUAGAUUUUCAGUGCAGUUCAGCGUAGUGGCCAGUAGAGGGCAGGGCAGAGUCAAGAUCCACUCAGUGAAAAAAGGGAGCAUUUUCAUAAGCUUUCUUGUGUACUUGCUUGUGUUUGAUUUAAUCUAAAGAUGCAAGGGCUGUUUAUUUACCUAAUGGCGUUCGCGUGAUAUUUCAGAGUUACGUGUCAGACAAGGGCUUGAGCUCACAUUACUGGAAUGAUAAUAGCAGCUUUCCUCAAUCCAGGGGCAGGAUGAAGGGGGGGCAGGGGGAUAACUUCCCCUCCUCGACCCUCUCCUCUCCUCUCCUCUUCCUCCACGAUUCCCUUCUCUCUCUCAGCACAUGGAUGCUGGAGUCCCCGUGAUGUUUUCCAGAUGCCUCAGCUCAGGGAGCACAUUGACAAAAACCUACCUCUCCUCCUACAAAUGCUUUCUUUUGCCAUCUCUCUCAGUCCUUCGUACACACUCACUCUCUCUUUCUCGGACCCUCAUGCACACACUCACUCACUCGCUCUCCCUGUCAGCUUACUGUCUUGUUAAAGAGACACUUCCUUGGCCCAGCAGACUUCCUUUGUAUAAUCCUGUAAAACUCUGGCUCAGUCUCUGGACACAUGGUCCGAUUUGGGUGAUGGUCUCUAUAAGUACAUCUGAGUGUGUUAUAAACUGUAAACAUGCACAUUGUAAACAGUGCUAGCCUAGGUCCAUAUAUAGCUUUUCGUGUGCACAGGCCUGUGUGUGGCAUUUGUGUCCGUACAGAUCUUGACCUGCUUGAUUAGCCAUAAGCCAGCCUCUGCCCUCUCCACUUCCCUCCUGCCCUAAGAGAAGUUCAAGCCCAUAAAAGAACUCACACAAACGCACAUACGGUGAAACCCCACUGUGGCUGCCAGGCUUAAUCUCAGCCCUCAUUUUGGGGUUAAAUGACCUCAGGCAGCGGAAUAACCCCGUCAUAGCUGCUCUGCGGGCGGCUGCCUCAUGCAUGUUCAGCCUGCCAUCAUGUUGAUGGUAAAUGAGAUGAAAACAUAUGUCCAAAGCCGCCUCCUUCAUCCAAAGAGCACGCAUAGACCCCGUCGUGAAAGCAAACAGACAGAGGAUGGUGACGGUGGUGGUAGUCUCUCCAUGUGCCGCCCUUAGUCACCGUUUUCAUGAUGCAAAAUACAUAUGUUUGAUUUGACUUUUAUACCAAAGCAAUGGCUACAUCAAAUUGUCUGGGAUUAUUAUUAAAAGGAAGUUCAACUGAUUUUAUGCAUCAAGACCAGUUUUGUGAUAUUGUCUAGACUCUUUAUUCACAGAAACCCUUUAUUUACAACAAAACAGAGGUGAACAAUUAUGAGGACUUGUAGCAUUCAUAAAUCGCAGCAAUUGUAACUCAACAUGUAUUGUGUUAUGUUAUAAGAUUGACAGCCCAAGGCAAGUCCCCCAUUUCUGGGAUACCAAAAGGUGUAAGUGCUUGCAUUAGAGUGAAUGUAGGAACCAGUGCCAAAUAUGUGUCGAAAAAAAAAAAACCUACUACUACCUCGUAUAUUUACAUUUUAGCUAAAUUCUCUUAGUUUUAAUGAAAAUACAGUGUUCCUCUUGCUGACACUCUAAGGCCACAUGUGUGGAUGCAAGCAACUGAGCUUCUCACCCUAGCUUUACCUGGACAUUUCCUGCUAACCCUUGAGUAAAAUGUUCACAGCAUGUCAGAGGGAGCUCCAGCAGGUAAAAGUCUGGACGAUUCAUCACCACGGAGUCAGUGGAGUGACGACGUUGUUCAUGUUAAGCAGAGUUUUACUCAUUACUCUUUACUGCUCGCCACAGUUGUGCCAAUUUAUGGUUUUCAGCUGUUGUUGUGUUUGUGUAAUUUUUUUUGUGUUGUGUAAUAAUAACACAAAACAGUCACCAUAAUGGAACAUUACUCCUCCUCUUCCUGCAUGGGCAUGUCAGCCCUCCCCCUCUCACCUAAACCAGAGUAUACUAAGUGGUGAAAGACUGCAGAAAUCUCUUGCAGUUGUGUAAAUCAGGCUUUUGUAACAUGUUCUUUAUUAACAUUAAUCCCUUUGUUUUAUGUUGUUUGAUGUCCAUCUCUCUCUUGCUCCUUCUCUUGCAGGGCGCCUUGACAAACGAACGGGACUAUGAGAGCGUGGUGAUGAUGAAGAUGAGGCAGGCUGCUGAGCGUCAAAAACUCAUAGAACAAAUGCAGAGGGAAGAUGAGGAAGACGGGAAGUCAUAGCACAGCUGGACCACACUUGGAACCAGCCUGCAAUUAUUCAAUCGGCUUUAGUUUCAUGAAGCCUCUCCAGUGUUGUAUUAUUUUUUUAUGCUUUACACUGUGUGACCAAAUAAAUCUUUUUGAUGGUUACAAAAUACUUUUCUUUGCCAUCCAUGGUUUUAAUCAGUGUGUUUUGUCUUUUUUUGAUUGAGAAUGUAGGAGGAGUGAAGGAGAGACAGAGUAGGGAGGAAGUGUACUGCAGCAUCAGUGAGCAUAGACUGUAUAUACUAUGGACAACUUGGCCCCGUCUUUUGUCUUUGUACGAAUUUGAAGCCGAAUUGAACUCGGUAUUUACGGGAUUUUCUCCACUUCCUGGAACCACCACUCGCGCUGUAGCGUUGUGCGCAUUCGGUCGCUGAGAGUCGCUGUGAUGACACUCAGCUCAAACAGUGUAUCGCCCAGGUGAGCUAUGCAAUCUUUGUCCGCCUAUAGGCUUUAUCAAGUGUCAAUCAAAGAAAACAUAAACCCCCUGAUAACUUUUACAAAUAGAGCUGCACAGAAAAAAAGAGGACAAGAGCACAAACCAGUCUUACAGUAACUACAUGUCAACAUCACAAGCAGCGGGGAAAAAAAUGUAUACCCUGUGUAAUAAACUUCUUAAGUUUGUACACCGCUUCAUAGGUGUGCAGGAGGGAGCGAGAUUUAUGACCUGUCCUGCAGCCGGUCACCAGAGGGUGCUGUUCUCACGGUGGCUUCAUCCAGCCAGGAGGCAGACGGUGUCUAUUCUCUAUACAGUCUAUGUCAGUCAGUCAGAGGUAUGACUCCUAAUACUCCGCUUAUAUUAAUAAAUCAAAACAACACUUUCUCCUUCGACAGCAUUUUUAAGAUAAUGAGUACACAACAUGACUAACUGUUGGAAUUCCCUGUUUCCAAGAGACAGAAUUACUACAGUCAAUGAUGACAGUUUUAAAAGCCUGCAUCACAGCUCGGCGCUGCAACCAAUGUUGACAAAUAAUAAACAACAGACAAUCAACUGUGAUGUUAUAUUGCUUUUAGUAUAUUGAAUCUAACUUGAUGCUUAAUUUUGAAUAUGUACAUUGAUCAAAUCAGAUUUUCAUUUCAUUAAGACUCCAACUUUAAUAAAAGUUAGAAACAA
Messenger RNA from Xyrichtys novacula (pearly razorfish), 43785 nucleotides. Lineage: Eukaryota; Metazoa; Chordata; Actinopteri; Labriformes; Labridae. The record is from the annotation of a GenBank genome assembly.